This is a messenger RNA of Trematosphaeria pertusa, 1761 nucleotides long. RefSeq lists its product as uncharacterized. Lineage: Eukaryota; Fungi; Ascomycota; Dothideomycetes; Pleosporales; Trematosphaeriaceae. The transcript has 6 exons. Bases 1 to 1761 code for a protein of 586 amino acids. The record is from RefSeq and is a predicted model, not a curated record.
AUGAGGUGUUUCAAAGGGUUAUUGCUGCUCCCAUUCACGCUGCUAUCGCAUGUCCACGCGCAGGACAGCACGGCAAUCUUAGAGGCUGCCAUAAAAGAACUGCCGAACUGCGCGCUGCAAUGCAUGAUAUCCGCCGUAUCGAAAUCUUCCUGCAAACUGUCGGACUUUUACUGCAUAUCGCGGGAUGUGGAGCUCAAUGAGAAAAUCAACGUUUGCGUGCAGGCCAAUUGCACCAUCAGAGAAGCGCUCACUGCCCAGAACUUCUCGCAAACCGCGUACGGACAGCCAAUUCGCGAUCACACACACGUGGUUGUCUAUACUGGAAUGAUAGGAGGCGGCUUCGCUAUCCUUGCAGUCAUACUACGGGUAUUCGCUCGCCUACCAUGUUGCGGUGGAACUUGGGGCUUAGAUGAUUGGGCAAUUAUUGUAACAAUGGUACCUGUACUUCCGUUCACUGCUUUAUCCGUUCCUAUCGCGAAGUAUGGCCUGGGUAAAGACAUAUGGACCGUGCCCUUCGACAAGAUCACCAAGAUUCUUCAUGCAAGUGUUGCCAGCCUAUUUACAUCGGUGGAUGCGGCUAACGACAUGGUGCAGAUAUACUACUUCGAUGAGCUCUUCUAUCUCACCUCAAUCGGCCUCACCAAGAUCUCAAUCUUACUAUUCUACCUGCGCAUCUUCCCAAACCGGAACUUCCGAAGAUUAGUGUACGCUACUAUUGCUUUGUGCGUCGCCUAUAUCCUCGGCUUCGUUUUCGGUGUUGCCUUCCAAUGCUGGCCUAUCCACUACUCGUGGGAUCGGUGGGACGGCCAACAUGAAGGAAGGUGCAUCAAUCUGAACGUGGAAGGCUGGAUGAGCGCUGCCUUGAACAUCAUCUUCGAUCUAGUCGUCAUUUCCCUGCCCCUGCAUGAGUUGAGCAAGCUCGCGAUGAGCCGACGCAAGAAAGCAGGAAUCAUGUUGAUGUUCUUAGGUGGUGGAUUCGUUACUGUCGUUAGUAUGCUCCGUCUAAAGUGGAUGGUGCAGUUCGCCAACUCUCAAAAUGUCACCUGGGACUACACGCCGAUUGGUUAUUGGUCCACGCUGGAGGUUCACGUUGGCAUCGUCAUCGCCUGUCUCCCCGCUCUGCGCUCCCUUCAGCAUCGUCUGUUGCCCAGCACGAGAUCACCGAACAGCUACUAUCCCCAGCCUUCCAGCGGGUAUGGGUACGGCUCUAAAGGCGGUAGCGUGUUCCCAUCCAUAUCGAAACACAAGAAGGGCCACGUUGACCUCAUGACCGCUGCCUCGCAAGCCAGCAUAAUGCGCAGCCGGGACCGAAACAAGGACGACAAGGAGUUCAUCCAGCUCGACGAGUACGAGAUUCGCCUUGGCGAUGACGUGUCAGACAUGAAUAAGGGCGGUUACUUCCGGGGCGUAAACGAUACACAAGUUGAGCGCGGAUCUAUCCACACCGAUGACGCUGUUCUGCUCCCUAUCCAAGGCAACUCACCACCUGAUCCCACCGUGUUGUCCGCUCCCACGUACCAGAAGGGCUGCCCACCAAAUCACAGAUCGCCCAUGGCAACCCUCCCGCAUGCGAUCACCGUCAGGAAGGACUACAGUGUCACAGUCGAGAUGAGUCCUGAGCAGUUGAGCCCGAGUCCGCCGCGGGUGAGCGAGGAUGAACAAUCGCUCCGGCGUGGCAGGAGCAGGAGUAGCCAGAGUCCAACCAGGGGGGUUGCGCAUAAAAGCGGUCGCAGUCGGAGUUUGUUGAGAGAUGGGAGGUAG